Molecule: messenger RNA, 5629 nt
Organism: Trichechus manatus latirostris (Florida manatee)
Lineage: Eukaryota; Metazoa; Chordata; Mammalia; Sirenia; Trichechidae
Gene: NCK1
Product: NCK adaptor protein 1
Exons: 3
Coding region: 168-1109 (313 amino acids)
Biological process (GO): positive regulation of translation in response to endoplasmic reticulum stress; negative regulation of PERK-mediated unfolded protein response; negative regulation of endoplasmic reticulum stress-induced eIF2 alpha phosphorylation
Molecular function (GO): signaling adaptor activity; ephrin receptor binding; receptor tyrosine kinase binding
Source: RefSeq, a predicted model, not a curated record
UAAAGAGAGAAGCCACAGAGAAACUUCCUAUUGCCUGGGUGUGGGCCAAGUCACAUGGAUUGGGUGUGGGAAGUUUCAGUGUUGUAAGACAGACCAGGAAGCUCACUGAAAAUUAUCCAGAGCUUUGUAACAAACUGACAAAAGAGAACAUUGGAUUUUUAUUCAAAAUGGAUUGGUUAAACGUCUUUAAAGAUUUUUUCAGCAUUGGAAAAGUGAAAAGAAAACCUAGUGUGCCAGACUCUGCAUCUCCCGCUGAUGACAGCUUUGUUGACCCAGGAGAACGUCUGUAUGACCUCAGCAUGCCUGCUUAUGUAAAAUUUAACUACAUGGCUGAGAGAGAAGAUGAGUUAUCUUUGAUAAAAGGCACAAAAGUGAUCGUCAUGGAGAAAUGUAGUGAUGGGUGGUGGCGAGGAAGCUACAAUGGACAAAUUGGAUGGUUCCCUUCAAACUAUGUAACUGAAGAAGGUGACAGUCCUUUGGGUGACCAUGUGGGUUCCCUGUCAGAGAAAUUAGCAGCUGUCGUCAAUAACCUAAAUACUGGGCAAGUGUUGCACGUGGUACAGGCUCUUUACCCAUUCAGCUCGUCCAAUGAUGAAGAACUGAAUUUUGAAAAAGGAGAUGUAAUGGAUGUUAUUGAAAAACCAGAAAAUGACCCAGAGUGGUGGAAGUGCAGGAAGAUCAAUGGAAUGGUUGGUCUGGUGCCAAAAAACUAUGUUACCAUUAUGCAGAAUAAUCCAUUAACCUCAGGUUUGGGACCGUCACCUCCGCAGUGUGACUACAUUAGACCUUCACUCACUGGAAAGUUUGCUGGCAAUCCAUGGUAUUAUGGUAAAGUAACCAGGCAUCAAGCAGAAAUAGCAUUGAAUGAAAGAGGGCACGAAGGGGAUUUCCUCAUUCGUGAUAGUGAAUCUUCGCCAAAUGAUUUCUCAGUAUCACUAAAAGCACAAGGGAAAAACAAGCAUUUUAAAGUCCAACUGAAAGAGACUGUCUACUGCAUUGGGCAGCGUAAAUUCAGCACCAUGGAAGAACUUGUAGAACAUUACAAAAAAGCACCAAUUUUUACAAGUGAACAAGGAGAAAAAUUAUAUCUUGUCAAGCAUUUAUCGUGAUACUGCUGACCAAAAGUGACUGCUACACAGCUUUAAUUUGUCAUGUAGUUGAAGACUGAGAAAAUGUCAGUCCAGUCAUGCUUGAUUUCUAACGCUGUAUGAGAAUUGACUAUAAUACAUACGUAUUUUUAUUAUAACUCAGCACAUACGUAUAUACUGUGUAUGCAGAGCAUCUGCAUAAAGCAAUUACUUAGUCUGCUUUAUGGUUUUCUUUACUGUUUUUCUCUUUGCUUCUAAUAUUAAAAUUUUGUAUUUUGAAAAAAAUUAAUGGAAAUCAGAAGUCUUUACAUGGAAGAGUUUCUUUAUUGCCUUUCCUUUAUUUCCUUGCAAGGACAUCCUAUUGGUUGUUCCACUAUGGUUUUCCUUCAUGUAAAAUUCUUAUAUCGAUAUAUAACAUAUGCUAAAAUAAAAGAGUUAAUCUUUACUGUGACUGAAUAGCAAUAAUAAAUGAAAAAAUAGAAAUUAUUUUCAGGCAUUGUAUUUGUCACAGAUCGUUGUAAAUACCAAGUAUGUUGUGUCUGCCAUUAUUUUAAAAAAUCCUUUCAUUGUCUUCAAUGUAAAGUAAAACAGAUUGGAUAUAGGCUGGAAAACAUCUUGUACAAUUUUAAUUUACAACUGUUGGAAACAAAAUCACUAAAUUCUUAAGAAUAUUUUUGGUGCUUCUGUUUCAUCUGGCUAUUCAAGAAAACAAAGCAGUCUCUGUGAGAUAUUUAGCUUUUCAAAUUGUAAAUGGAUUCUGUAGUGUUGUUUUCUUCUUUCUUUCUAGUGUUAUUUUACCAAAGCACCUUGUGUAAGGACAUGUUAUGUUUGUGCCAGUGUGAAAUAAGCUAUGGCUAAGUUUGGGGGAAAAUAGAAGGUGAUGAGAUACUUGUUUUAUUUCUAAACAUCAUUAAAUGUCAGGCUUAGUAUUUCCUAUUUUCAUGUACUCCUUUCAAUUGUGGAAUUUGUUGCCUGGGACAUGAAAAUUGAUGUAUUUUUCUUAAAUACCCCAGUACCUGAGGGAAAGAUGAGAUGUGCUCAUGGUUAGCAAGAAUUAUAUUAUUUUUUAAAUCUUGUUUUUGCAGGUCCCUCUAUUAUGUUUUGUUCACCAAACAGGAUUUGGGGUAUAUGAAUGAGAGGCUACUGUAAAGUAGUGAAUCCACUUCUGUUGGUCACAGAAGAAAAUGCGUAUUUUAUGAUUACAGCUCACUUUUUCCCUCAUUUUGAAAUUUAAUUCUGAAGAUUUAAAUUUAAGCAAAGUAACUUUAAGUAUUUUUAUUGAAAAUACUUCUUAAAACCAUAAAAUUUAGUAAACAGUAGGAAGUCAUACGAUUUUUUCAAGAAUUUUCCCAGUGUUGUCUAAGCAUAAGAAUGUUUCUGUCCCUUGAUGUUAUUAAAAAUUUGAUACACCAGAAUUACUGGUGUUAAAAUUGAAGUUGUCUAAUUUAUGGGUUUUUUUCCAAUAUUCUUUUAUUCUUUAAAUCUUAAAAUCAUUUAAAGAUUUACAUUGCCACUGGGUAGCAGCCCUGGUUUCUUGUGUUAAGCACCAGGAGUUAGCAAAUAUAAUGAAGACGUACAAAUCUUCAUCUUCAUUACAUCUGCUUUUAAAACCUUUUAGUUCAUACUUCAUUAUCUGUUUAACUCGGUCCCACUUUGUUUAUAAAGAUGAUUAUUAAUAGGUAAGUUUAAUGGAAAUAAAAAUCAUGUAUGCUUUUUUGCUGUGAAAUCACAUGAAUAUAAAUUGAAGAAGGAAGUUUUAAAGUGGUUGUAAAAGCCUAGGUAGUAAACAUCUUUUUAUUUAAGUUUUGACAAACUUCAUGAUGCUCCUUUUCCCCAUCUCUUCGUUUUUUUCUAUAUGAAGACUUAUGACUAGUUUGUAAAAAACCAGCAAUUAAUACUUUGUAUCACAGACAUGAGCUACUUACAGCAAACCCCACUGAACUGAUGUUAAUAGAGCGUCAUUUUGAGAAAGUAGCUAGCAAUAGAGUACCACUGGAAGCUGAAUGCAUAUUUCUGUGUCAUAAUUAGACAGUAUAGCUGGAGAAUUCCCAGAUAGCCCAUGUGUGACAAUAUCUAGUGUGUGCUGUUAUGAGAUGAAAACCUCACUGGGAGCUACUUAAUUUUGUACUUCUGCAAAAUUUUAUCAGUUUUUAAACUUAAUCCUUACACCAAUGGCUGUUUUCAUAAGCAUGGAUUUUACUUGAAGCAAUUCUCUUUAAGAACUAGAACAACCUUAGAAAACAUCUACAUAGCUAGGUAAUAUUGGAAUAUUAACGAAAGAAUAAAUUUCCUUAUUCCUAGCCUGGAGCUUCUCUUUAUCAUGACACCGGAGAGUCCUGGGGAAGAGCAGUAUUACAGAAUUUUUCUUCCACAUAUGAAGAGAUGAUUAGCUAUCAGUUUGAAUUUAUAUAACACACAUACACACAACCCCCAUACAACCCACUUCUACAAAUAACUUCUUCAGAAUCUUGGAAGAAGGUUUUUCUAUAUAAACUUAACAAAAAGAAGCAAUUACUACUUAUUUCAUCAUAAAUUCUUAGGGUUCAGCUGAGUACAUACUCACACAUAUCACCAAACACAGUAACACAUGCACCUAGCACUCUUAAAGACAGUGUUUCACAGAGAAUUUCACUAAAUGGGAAGGCUAAGUAUAGUCUGUUGCCAUUACUGGAAGAAUAAAAAGGCCUAGCAGAUGAGCAAUGUGGGGUGGUUAGAAUAUGGUCAUCCUUGUUAGGUACGUGGAGCCCUGGUGGUGAUGAAGAGUGUGGCUGCUAACCAAAAGAUUGGCAGUUCGCAUCCACCAGCCACUCCUUGGAAGCCCUAUGGGGCAGUCCUACUCUGUCCUAUAGGGUCUCUGAAUUGGAAUUGACCCGAAAGCAACGGGUUGUACCUACGUGGUACAUAAAUUAUAUUCAGCUUUAAAGCUCUGAUUCUAUCAUUUGGAUCAGAGGUUGCAAAGAAGUAGGGCCACUGCUGUCCAUUUAGUACCUUUGUGAGAAUUAGGUCUCUUACAGGCUUACCCAUCCCCCUUCCUGCUUGGUGAAUAGAGAAGUCUGAAUUUCACCCCCAUCUCUCAGCCAGGUCCCUAAUUCAGGAUGCAACCAUAUGCUUUAUAUACCGGAAUAUUGUUUGACCCACAUAGUGCUUUAAAAAAUUUGUUUUCUGCCAUCCAGUCGACUCUGACUCAUGAUGACCUUAUGUACAACAAACAAUGAAACAUUGGUCAUACUUACAUUCGCCAGCAUGUUCAAGUCCAUCGCCGGUGGCUGUUGUGCCAAUCCAUCUCACUAAGGGUCUCCCACACCUUUGUUGGCCCUGUUCACCAAACGUUCUCCUUUAGUGAAUGAUCCCUCAUGAUGAUGUGUCCAAAGCAAGUGAGUCAGUCAGUGUUAUGUUGUGAUCCAUAAGGCUUCCAUUGGCUAAUUUCUGGAAGUAGAUUGCCAGACCUUUCUUUCUAGUCUGUUUUAGUCUAGGAGCUCCACUGAAGCCUGUCCACCCAGCUGGUGACCCAGCUGGUAUUUGAAAUACCAGUGGCAUAGCUUCCAGCAUCAUAGCAUCAUGUAAGCCAUCACAGUAUGACAAACCGAUGGAUGGUGGAAUUAGUUGGCUAGUCAACAUUUUAAAAUUGAGUCCACAUAAAAUUCAGAGUUCUGUUUUCUCUUCAAAAGUGAAACAAUACUGGAAUUAAAUUCUCACAAUGCCAUAAUCAGCUGAAUGUUCCCUUUAUUUUUAUCAGUGCAUAUGGGGAAAAAUUUCAAGCAGUAUAAAAAAGUCUCCCAACCCUUAUCCUUUUAAUUCACAUCUCCAGAUGCAGUCACUGUUAACUACUUUUCCUGUAACAGUUUUCAGUUUGGAAUCUGGAAACAUUUUCAGAAAUACUUCAGAUGCAUGUCCAAAUCAAUAAAUAAGGAGUAGCAUUACAGCAUAUUUUGUUUUUUGUUUUUUUUUUGGUGCUUUACAGAUGGUAUCUUAUUUAAUCAUUAAGCAUCACCUUAUUGAGAGAGAGGAUUAUCCUUAUUUGUAAAUGAGCAAGUUAAGAAACAAUGGUUAAGAACCUAGUCCAACAACAACAGCAUAUAUUGACAUCUGUUAGCCAAUUUUUAAAAUGUCUGUGUUAACUGAAGAACAGUUUAUAAGCAUGAGGAUUCUUUGGUCCUGUAGUACAGCAUACUUUUAACUUUACCAUUUUAAUACUUUGCUAGAAGAUAAGGGGGUCUUGUGUAAUCUUGCAUUUAUAUGGAGCUUUCAACUGCGUCUAAAUUGCUUCACAGCUGUGGUCAUUUUUUCCUUAAAGGGUAUUUGAUAUAGGACGGAUGAUAUCCUAAUGUUCUGAACAGUAUCAGGUGGACUUUUAAAAAACGCCAAAUUGCAGAUUGUCGGGAAAAUCAUUUGAUUCUGUUUCAGGGUAGGAAAUAUUGGCUUACUCCUUCUGAUGUUGUUUGUUGUUAGGUGCCGUUGAGUCAGUUCUGACUUAACGACCCUAUAUUCAACAGAAAAAACACUGCCUGGUCCUGUGCCAUCCUCAUAAUCGUUACACUUGA